ACAUAGACAUUGUGGGUGCAGGGCCUAAACGCUUCAGCGAGAGAGAGAGAGAGAGAGAGAGAGAGAGAUUAGAACCCUAAAAAUGUCUGAAGAAAGGGUGGUCAAGAACGUUCAGGUUGGAGGAGAAGAAGAAGAAGAGACGGAGAGUAUCAUCAAUGGCGCCUCGGACGAGCAGAUCCCAACUCCCGAAGAAGCUGCCACUUUCUUGCCCAAAGCUGUGGCAGAAGGAGGAUGGGACAAGUGCUGGAUAGAGAAGAUAACGCCAUGGGACUUGGGAAGACCCACACCUCUCAUCCUCCAUCUCCUCCACUCUUCCUCUCUCCCCUCUGGCCGUACCCUUGUCCCCGGUUGCGGCGGCGGCCACGACGUGGUUGCAAUGGCAGGCCCCGAACGCUUCGUUGUUGGAUUGGACAUUUCAGAAAAUGCUCUAACCAAAGCAACCCAGAGGUACGCCCAAGAGCCGAACUCAAAGUACUUCACAUUCGUUAAGGAAGACGUUUUCACUUGGCGCCCCGACGAAUUGUUCGAUCUCAUCUUCGAUUACGUAUUCUUCUGUGCAAUUGAACCCGAGCAAAGACCGGCGUGGGGCAAGGCAAUGCACGAACUCCUCAAACCCGACGGCGAAUUGCUUACUCUCAUGUAUCCGAUCACCGACCAUGACGGCGGACCUCCAUACAAAGUCGAUGUCUCGACCUACGAAGAGGUUCUGAUUCCAUUAGGGUUCAAAGCGGUGUCCAUCGAGGACAAUGAACAUGCCUUGGUAACUCGCAAGGGGAAAGAAAAGUUGGGGAGGUGGAAAAAGACGAACUGAGGAUCUUAUAAUAAAGUCUGUCCAUGAAUCUGAUUAUCAAUAAUCAAAUUGUAAUGAUUGAUAUUAUGCGUUAUAUAUAUUUCGUAUGUGUUUUCAUUUUAAUCGAUGAACGUUAUGGUUUUAUUUUAUUUUUUUCUGUAAGUUUAUAAACUUGAUGGUAUCGUCUAUUAUAUAUGAAACCAAAUGUCGAUUUUAA
Molecule: messenger RNA, 1007 nt
Organism: Tarenaya hassleriana
Lineage: Eukaryota; Viridiplantae; Streptophyta; Magnoliopsida; Brassicales; Cleomaceae
Product: probable thiol methyltransferase 1
Exons: 8
Coding region: 83-811 (242 amino acids)
Molecular function (GO): S-adenosylmethionine-dependent methyltransferase activity
Source: RefSeq, a predicted model, not a curated record